AUGAUUCUUCGACCAGAUGGAGGAUAUGAAUCUCAAUAUGAGGUAGAGGCGACCCAAGUAAUGUCAGAGGAUGAUGUGGUUGACUAUCCAGAGACUGGAGAGCUACUGGUGACCAGAAGAGCUCUUAAUGCAAAAUAUCUUAUUGAUAAGCUAGGUUUAGAAAAGACAAAGCACCCAAGACCCUACCGGCUCAAAUGGCUCAAUGACGAGACCGUGUUAAGGAUAGCUGAGCAAGUUAAUGUACCUUUCGCCAUAGGCAAGUAUGAAGAUGAAGUAAAGUGUGAUGUGGUACCAAUGAAAGCAAGGCACCUUCUGUUGGGGCGACCUUGGCAAUUUGACAAAGAGACCUUGCAAAAUGGGCGUACCAACUUCUACAACUUCAACCCCAUUGGCCGCAAGCAUAAUUUGGCACCUCUUUCCUCACAAGAGGUUCACGAAAUGCAACAAGCCAUGGACAAAGGCGCUAAGCUAAGUAAAACUAACUUGUUUGUUUCAUUUAACACUGUUUUAAAAUCAUCAGUUCAUCAAGAGCAAGUGCUACUAAUGAUCUUUAAAGAGAACAUGUUUUCAAGUCAGGAAGAAAAAGAAUUACCAUCUGAAAUCCAAAGUCUCAUAGCCAAGUAUAAGGACAUCUUCCCAGAUGAUAUACCAAUCGGUCUACCACCUAUAAGAGGGAUUGAGCAUCAAAUUGACCUAGUACCAGGAGUGCCAUUACCGAACCGACCAGCCUAUAGAGUCAACACUAAAGAAGCUAAGGAACUACAGAAUCAAGUUCAAGAGCUCAUGUCCAAAUGA
This is a messenger RNA of Microthlaspi erraticum, 795 nucleotides long. NCBI's taxonomy places the organism in Eukaryota, Viridiplantae, Streptophyta, Magnoliopsida, Brassicales, Brassicaceae. The record is from the annotation of a GenBank genome assembly.